AAACUCAGACAGAGGAAAGAUAUCUUUUCGGAAACGUUUUCCCAGCCAGAAAACUAUUAAUUAAUUUCUGCCCUUGUGAACUGAUUUAACAUCCCUGGCGGUUUGAAGGAGUCAACGCUGCAGCAUGAGCGUCAUGUUACAGGAGAUCAUGGCCUUCGUUCUAACAACCACAGGCUGGGUACUGGAGUCUUCCACCUUGUAUGCGGACCACUGGAAGGUCUCCUCCAAUGAUGGAUCUGUCAUUACCACGUCGACCUUCUGGGCCAAUCUGUGGAAGCAGUGCGUGACCGAUUCAACAGGGAUCUCCAACUGCAGAGACUUUCAAUCAAUGCUAGCUCUGGAUGGUUACAUCCAGGCUUGUAGAGGAUUGAUGAUUGCAGCCAUCUGCUUGGGCAUGUUUGGGUCUGUGCUAGCCCUGGUUGGGAUGAAAUGCACCAAAGUUGGCGGCAGUGACAGGAAUAAAGCCAGGAUUGCCUGCGCUGCUGGUGUAGAUUUUAUUCUCAGCGGAGUCUGCUCUCUUUCUUCAUGUUCUCUCUAUGCACAUCGGAUAACAACAGAGUUUUUUGAUCCAAUGUUUAUGUCUCAGAAGUAUGAGCUUGGAACUGCCCUCUUUGUGGGCUGGGCAGGUGCUGUCCUCUGUAUUCUAGGAGGUAGCGUCUUCUGCUUCUCUGUCGCAGAUUCCUGUUCAAAAAGUCACAGUCAGGCAAACUAUAUCUUCAGAGGUGCUGCCUCACAUUCCCAUAUCACCGCCUACACAAGAGGGCAGAAAAAGUCUGUAAACGAAAGACCAGCUACAGAUAACAGCACCUCCUCCAGGAUGCAGCACUUUGAUAAAAAUGUGUAUGUCUAAAGGAAGGAAUCCAAAUCUCUUUUAUGUAAAGCCAUUGGUGGAGUUAAAGAGUUUUACCCUCUGCAUGUAAGAUGCAGCAACAGUACCGGUUGGCCUCAGUUUAACUACAGCAGAGGUUAUUGAUACAGUUUCAUUUUGUUAGUUUUUUUGCUUUAAUGUAUACUACUUUAAAGUUUUCUUACAUGGUUUACUCAGUGUUCUCGUUUUAGACACUUUUAUAUGUUCUGGAGAUAAAGACAAGAAAACCGUGGUCCAAAAAAUGAGCCAAUCUGAUAAAAUGCUGUCAUCAUUCUCUAAUGACAUAUUGUAUAAAACUGUUUUGAAUUUGUGUUACAUUUAUUUGUAUGUUGCUCCCAUUGCUAGUAUCUAUAACUGUAUCUCAUAUGUUCUUUUAUUAAUCUGCAUUGACCAUCCUAUUAUUGUAAUGUAAGAAAGCUGUUGACGCAUGAAAGCCAUUUUUGUAAUGUUGUGAUAUCAAAAAGUUAAAUAGAAAACUCUGUAAAAGGUGGAGGCCGGUCAUCAUAUGAAU
Cyprinodon variegatus (sheepshead minnow) is the source of this 1379-nucleotide messenger RNA. Its product is annotated as claudin-10-like. Gene Ontology annotation, biological process: cell adhesion; bicellular tight junction assembly. The transcript has 5 exons. Lineage: Eukaryota; Metazoa; Chordata; Actinopteri; Cyprinodontiformes; Cyprinodontidae. Bases 125 to 850 code for a protein of 241 amino acids. Gene Ontology annotation, molecular function: structural molecule activity. The record is from RefSeq and is a predicted model, not a curated record. Gene Ontology annotation, cellular component: bicellular tight junction; plasma membrane.